Messenger RNA from Fundulus heteroclitus (mummichog), 4725 nucleotides. RefSeq names its product opsin 7, group member d (gene opn7d). Gene Ontology annotation, molecular function: G protein-coupled receptor activity. NCBI's taxonomy places the organism in Eukaryota, Metazoa, Chordata, Actinopteri, Cyprinodontiformes, Fundulidae. The record is from RefSeq and is a predicted model, not a curated record. The transcript is spliced from 6 exons. Gene Ontology annotation, cellular component: membrane. Bases 347 to 1540 code for a protein of 397 amino acids. Gene Ontology annotation, biological process: visual perception; G protein-coupled receptor signaling pathway.
CUCUCUCUGGCCCGCCGUCACUGUGAGCUUCUCGUUGUACAUCAGCCAGACUCGGGUGCAUGUCCACGAGGAUGAGGAGCGCACACGCUGCGUGACGGAGCCAGCGCUCGUCCACCUGGACGCUCACAUGCUUGUCCGCGUCAGCGUUUGGGAAGAGCAUACCUCUGUUGGACUCCUGAGCGUCAGCGUGAAACUGGUCCCGCGCUCCCUCCUGUCUGUUUCUGCCUCCGUCUUUGCCUCUUCUCCGUUUUUCUCCCAGAGGCUAGUCAAGCUCAUCUCCUUCACGUCUGGCUCUCCACCUGGCCUCCAUGAGUUUAAUUGAGGACAAGCCAUUCCUCCCUGGAAGAUGGGAAAUGCUUCAGACGCAGCCACUUUGUUCGCCUCGAGCAUCUCCAAGGAGCAUGACAUCCUCAUGGGUUCCCUCUACAGCUUGUUUUGUGUACUGUCCCUCGUAGGCAACUGCCUUUUACUGCUCGUUGCUCAUCACAAGAGAUCAACUUUGAAACCGGCAGAGUUCUUCAUCAUCAACCUCUCCAUCAGCGACCUUGGGAUGACGCUGUCUUUGUUUCCACUGGCAAUACCAUCAGCUUUUGCACACAGGUGGCUUUUUGGGGAAAUUACCUGCCAGCUUUAUGCCAUGUGUGGAGUGUUGUUUGGACUCUGCAGCCUGACAAACCUCACAGCCCUCUCUUCGGUGUGUUGCCUUAAAGUCUGCUUCCCUACCUAUGGGAACAAGUUCUCCCCCUCACAUGCCCGCCUCCUGGUGGCUGGGGUGUGGUGCUACGCAUCUGUGUUUGCUUUGGGGCCCCUGGCACACUGGGGGCAUUACAGCGCUGAACCUUAUGGCACGGCCUGCUGCAUUGACUGGCACGCACCCAACCAGGAGCUUUUAGCUUUGACAUACAUCGUCUGCCUCUUUGUUUUUUGCUAUGCACUGCCCUGCGCCGUCAUCUUCCUCUCCUACAGCUUCAUUCUGCUGACCGUGCGGGGGUCCCGUCAGGCCGUGCAGCAGCAUGUGUCACCGCAGACCAAGACCACCAAUGCACAUGCUCUCAUUGUGAAGCUGUCCAUAGCAGUGUGCAUAGGUUUCCUGGGAGCCUGGACCCCUUAUGCCGUCAUAGCAAUGUGGGCUGCUUUCGGAGACGCCACACGUGUCCCUCCUGCUGCGUUCGCCCUGGCCGCGGUGUUCGCCAAAUCUUCCACCAUCUACAACCCCAUGGUCUACCUGCUGUGCAAGCCCAACUUCCGGGAGUGUUUAUGUAGCGACACGUCUGUGCUGCGACAGAUGAUCUACAGGGGGAGUCCACAGCCCCAAGAACGUUUUAGCUUUACUCCACAGCGCAACAAGGACACGAGUGCCUCCACGAGAUUCUCAAAUGGACAGCAAGAGAGCUACGGGGCAUGUCUGAACUACACCGAGAACACAGCGCUGUGUAAUGCGUCCGCUCCGCAAAAGACUGCCUGCAUCCUGACGGGAUCCACCUACACAGAGGUGACAGUUAGUCAGCUUUCAGACCACCCAGAAACUGAUUUCAUCUAACGGCAGGAUCUUCUGGUCGCAUGAAGCAGACAACUCUGGACACACGCUCAAACACAAGAAAAGACCUGUUCUAACUUGUGUUCCCCACUAAUAGUUAAAACCAUAGCGACUCCACGGGUUGACGAUGAACUCAGAGUCCCAAAAGACUGAAAUUACGAAUCUGCACUGGUCUGGGUCAAUCAGAAAAGACCUGCCUCAGACGUUUAUGUUUGUCUCAAGGUUUACGUCGCACAACCUGGAAGGUUGCAAAUGGUUUUAUUUUAACCAACGGACGUUUAGGAAGAUUCCAAAAAUGUAAAAAAAAAAAAAACAAUAAGACAUUGGUGCUCCUGCUGGAUCAGGGAAACACUAUUUGUCAGGUAACAAGUGAAAACAACGAAACGUGGGCGACCACAUUGUAAGAAUUAAGGUAUAUGUACAGCUGUAAAGUGUUUCUCAGCCUAAAACCCCCAACGCUCUGUUGACCUAAAGUCAUGUGUGAAUGUUUUGUCCUCAUCGUUACUGGGAUCCAUGGAAAAAGAAAGAUAAAAUCAAACUGACAGCUGCUGUGUGUUGGUAGCACGGAGCAAACACACGUAUCAUGGUCCAUUCAAGCCUUCAGGGGUUUGAGUACCUGACACAAAAAGAAAGAUUUACUGAAGAAGUGAGAGCUCAUGGAUCUGUGGGGCUUUGUCACCAGCAGUCAGUCAGCUAUUUCUGUUUGAAGAGGAUUUUCUAACUCUUAUGUCGACUGUUGGACUUUCAUUCACUUUCUGUUAGAGAUCCACCAAUCAAGCUUUUCAUGCAGAUACCAGUUCUGAGCAUCUGAUGCAGAUAUGGAAACAUUUCUUGAUUUUGUUUUUGCAGCUUCUGUUACCCCCUUUUCUUUCUGGUUUCCAUUGAAGCAGUAAACAAGUGUGGGUCUAACCCUGAGGACCCCAUGGGGAUUUUGGGGUACACCAUGUUCUGUCGUGGUUUUGAUGUAUGUAUGGGUGUUGUUUCUGACUGGCUUAAGUUCUGAAUAGCGAAUGUGUACUAGAAGUGGUUAGAUAGUAAGCCAAAGACAUCAGAAAGAAAUUGCUGCCACCAGUUUCAAGCCUCCAGCAUCCUGGGGUGAGUGAAGCAUCUGCAAAGUGUAGCUUGAGAUCAUGUAGUUAAAACUAAAAGCAUUCACACCCCUGGCAGAUUUACUUAAUUUACUUACUUAAUUUUGGAGGCCCAGCCAGACUACCCACUUGAAUCUGAUCUAAUCUGUCAUUCCAGCUACAGAUUGGAGUGAUGCAAGGUGGCCUUCCAACCUCCAAGAAUUGGAGUUCCUAACCAAAGAUAAAUUGUCAAAAUAGAAUACAAUAGAAAUAGAAUAGAAAUAUCCUUUACUGUUCUUCAGUGGGGAAAUUGGUGUGUACCAGCAUCAUUGACAGGCAAGUUGGAGCAUGCAGAUUAACACAAAUACAAAAACAGAAAAUAGGGUAUAAGUGACUGUACAGUAAGGGCAAAUUUACAAUAUAAAAAUACUGUGCUGUUACUAAAAAUAGCAAACUCCGAUUCAAAUGGAAUAUGCAUCUGAGAAGGAUAAUAAUUAAAAAAAAAAAACCACAACAUGCACAAGUGUAUUUGUGCAUUAAAGAGACAACAAACUGUGUACAAGAAAUGGAAAAACUGCAAAUAACAGCAGCCAUGUCAACACAUAUUGAAUUUGCUGGGAGCACUGAUGGUUAUAAACUGUAACAGCUGCUGAGAAAGGAUCUGCAAUAAUGUGGGGCGACGGUGGCACAAGGAGUUAGGAGUUCAUCCUAUAACCGGUGGGUUGCCGAACCCCCACUCUGACUGUCUCAGUUGUAGUGUCCUUGGGCAAGACACUUCACCGGCUUUGCCUGCUGUUGGUGAUCAGAAGGCCCAGUGGUGCUGAUUGAAUGACAGCCUCGAUUCUGUCAGCCUGCCUCAGGGCAGCUGUGGCUACAAAAUAGCUUACCACCAUCAGCAUGUGAGUGUGUGAUGUGUGGAUGACUGAGUGUAGUUUAAAGCACUUUGGCGUCCUCAGGACUUGAUGAAGCACUAUACAAGUGCUGGCCAUUUCCCAUUCACCAUUAAACUCCUCUAUGUACCUAGGAUGCAGCAAUCUGUGACUGAAUGAGCUCUCCAGCUCUCCAACAGCUUCAUGUCUGCGAUGGGAGACUGGUUCAACAGACACAUUUUUGUUGCCAGAGUCCUGAAUUAAAUUAAAUUAAAAAAGUGUAAUGAAAUAAAUAUGAAAUCUGCCAUGGGUGUGAAUUUUGGGCCUUAAGUGAACUUGCCGUGUGAGGCCUGCGGCUCUCAUGUUGUCAAAUUUUUCAACCUGUCCAAAAAAACACAUCUGUGGCAGAUUUUUGCAGCAAAACCAAAACUAGAAACAGAAUAGUGAACACAUAAAAUAGAAAUAAAAUGUUGCGUGACAGUGUAAAGGAGUGAGUUCCUGCAUUUAAUGAAUAGGAAAGAAAAACAAUCUGACGUUUCACAAUCUGACCUGCCAAUCACUGAUCAGAGCCAAUUAACAGUAAAUUGGCUGAUUCUGAUCUGUGCAUAGUGAAAGCACAAUCAUGCAGGCUAACUGCAUUCAAACUGUGAUUAGAUACUGGAAGAUAUUGGAUGAUUUGUGUUAAUGGAGAUCCAUUAUUUAAGUAAGAAUUGAAAGACAUCUGCAAUCUAGUACAUGAUAACAAGGAAUGUUUUACUGAUUUUAUAUUAAUCUCAGAGCAAAAACCAGGGAAAGAUUAACAUUUUUUAAAAAUGUAAUUUCCAAAGUGGUUUAUAAACUGACAAAAAAUAUAGUUACCCUAAUUAUUGCUUCAAUGUUUUUAUUUAAGCAAUCAUUCACACAUAUCAAGGCCACUCAUCUGAUAUGGAAACGAGAUUAAACUGUUGCUCCUUUCAUCUAUGUCUUGCUCAUCUUUCCCAGCAGCUGAUGUGAAUAGCUUUAAACAGGGAAAAAAAUGUUCCUUAGAUCCAUUUAAAUUGAGGAAAUGAUUGUAUCUGAUAUCCUGCAUGCUGCUCCCAAAAAUUUGCUUUCCCAGAAAUGACAAACAGCACUUUGCUAUAUUUAAAUCUGCUCUUUUCUUUUUUUCCAUGUGGUACAGUGCUGUGUGGCUUUAUGUGCAUGUAAAGAUAUUAUUGACAAAUUAGAAAUAAAAUAUUGUAGAAAUUAUUUAAUAAAGAAUUGAAGAACUUCA